Molecule: messenger RNA, 1483 nt
Organism: Arabidopsis lyrata subsp. lyrata
Lineage: Eukaryota; Viridiplantae; Streptophyta; Magnoliopsida; Brassicales; Brassicaceae
Product: adenylate kinase 1, chloroplastic
Exons: 4
Coding region: 82-936 (284 amino acids)
Biological process (GO): nucleobase-containing compound metabolic process
Cellular component (GO): cytoplasm; mitochondrion
Molecular function (GO): ATP binding; AMP kinase activity
Source: RefSeq, a predicted model, not a curated record
GCUAAUGGUCGGGCACGUUCUUGUUUAGGGUAAAGCUCAAAGCUCAAGCCGCUUCUAUCUCUCUACAUUUCUCUUUCUGCAAUGGCGAGAAUAGUGCGUGUGGCUAGAUCCUCCUCCCUCUUUGGCUUUGGAAACCGUUUCUACUCCACCUCCGCCGAAGCUAGCCAUGCGUCGUCUCCUUCGCCGUUUCUUCACGGCGGCGGAGCUCGCAGGGAUGUUGCCAAGGAUAGGAAUGUCCAGUGGGUGUUUUUGGGGUGUCCUGGUGUCGGAAAAGGAACUUACGCUAGUAGACUGUCGACCCUUCUCGGCGUUCCUCAUAUCGCCACCGGCGAUCUCGUCCGUGAGGAACUUGCUUCGUCUGGACCUCUCUCUCAAAAGCUAUCGGAGAUUGUAAACCAGGGAAAAUUGGUUUCUGAUGAGAUUAUAGUAGACCUAUUGUCCAAGAGACUUGAGGCUGGUGAAGCCAAAGGUGAAUCAGGGUUUAUUCUUGAUGGCUUUCCUCGUACCAUGAGACAAGCUGAAAUACUGGGAGAUGUAACUGACAUUGAUUUGGUAGUGAAUUUGAAGCUACCUGAGGAAGUUUUGGUUGACAAAUGCCUCGGGAGGAGAACUUGUAGCCAAUGUGGUAAGGGUUUCAAUAUCGCUCACAUCAACUUAAAGGGUGAGAAUGGAAAACCUGGAAUUAGCAUGGAUCCACUUCUCCCUCCACCUCACUGUAUGUCAAAGCUUAUCACUCGAGCUGAUGAUACUGAAGAGGUGGUGAAAGCAAGGCUUCGUAUAUACAAUGAAACGAGCCAACCUCUUGAAGAAUACUACCGUAGCAAGGGAAAGCUUAUGGAGUUUGACUUACCUGGAGGCAUCCCAGAGUCAUGGCCAAGGCUACUGGAAGCUUUAAGGCUUGACGAUUACGAAGAGAAGCAGUCUGCUGUGGCAUAGUUCACAAUCAAAUCCCGGUAUUUAAAUUCUUUGCAUGUGGAAGACAUAUGCCUAAUCAAUUUUGUGUUGGAAAUAAAAGUAAAGAAAAAAACCUUAGAUUGUUUUCACCUCAAUAGAAAUAAUCAUACACACUUGCAAACUAUUAUUUUUCCAUGAACCGAGACCGAGGUUUCGGCUCCAUAAGAGAAAUAUGCUGUAUCAUGAUGGUUUGAGUUUGCUAGCGAGCAGUGACAUUACAGGAAUGUAUGAAUACUUCUACACUACUUGAUAUGCAUUGGGUUUGAUCUUUAUGCUCUUGUGAUAUAUUUGUUGGAGAAUAUGAUGAAAUUGCGGCUGGCCGAGCUGGCUGGUUAAAGAACUCUACCAGACAGUAAAGUAAAACAGCCGCAUAGAUCAAAUGGGAACUUAUAACCAGCUCUUGACUGUCCUAGAAUUGGCGGUGCGGGAUAGAAUUGUUCCUUACAUUUUGGGAAAGAUGCUCAUUUAUCGGACAUUGUGUAUUACUUGCUCUGUUCCUGUAUGUGAUCAAAACGUAGCUUCUGUUUUA